AACUACAACUACAACUACAACUACAACUACAACUACAACUACAACUACAACUACAACUACAACUACAACUACAACUACAACUAUAACUAUAACUAUAACAACAAAAAUGGCCCGCAUCUUGACCACCUUGCUCGCCCUCUCAUCUCUUGUGCUCUCCACUAUCUCUGCCCAAGUGACCUCCGCCUACCUCCCCUCCAAAGCCGUCGCCCCCGUCAUGAACUGUACCAUCGCCACCCCCAUAACCGUCCUCCGAACCGGGCAACCUUACCUCGUCCAGUUCUCCGGCUGUCGUGGCAACGGCCGCCGCGACACCAUCCGACUACGCUACGGCAAUCCGACCAACCUCUUCAUAGAACGCGUCCCCGCCUGUGUGAAUGUCGACUUCGCCACCGGACACUGUGUCUUCACACCCACCCGUCCGGGCGUCGGAUUCGUCUUCUCGGCAAUCGACGGGUCUGGAGUGCCGACAUACAGCGGGCCCUUCACCGUUGUUGCAGCUUCGACCCCCUCCUCCGCCGCCGUGACUACUGCACCCGCUACCGGUGCUGUGCCUGUGGCUCAAAGACUGACUAGUCCGACGUCGGCACCUAUCCGAUCUGGUCCCGCGCUGAUGUCAACGAGUGCGACGACUUUGGAGGCUGAAACGGUUACUGCCCCCCGAGGUACUCAGCCGAUGGGAACGACAUACAAGACGGUCAAGCCUCAGCCGGGGAAGAAGCGGAUGGUGUAUGACUUUGUUGUGUAGAAGCUGCGCUAGCUGUUCGUAUCCCCAGACCAUCUAUUACUUUUAUAUAUAUAAUUUUUGUGCGUUGUGUAUAUUUUUCCAAAAUAUAUAUGUUGUUGUUUCUAGUAAGUGUGCAUAGUAAAGUCGACGGAUCAAUAAACCAGACGAGACCAUGCCCGAAAGAUGACACGCGAGGUAGCCUGGUAAAACCGCGGAUAUACUUUGCAAAGUGACUACACAGACCUUCAGUGUCAUCCAAGAAGGAAAACCUGGGUCGGCUCUCAUAC
Molecule: messenger RNA, 1011 nt
Organism: Gamsiella multidivaricata
Lineage: Eukaryota; Fungi; Mortierellomycota; Mortierellomycetes; Mortierellales; Mortierellaceae
Exons: 1
Coding region: 107-745 (212 amino acids)
Source: RefSeq, a predicted model, not a curated record